AUUUAUUUAUGUAUGUGUAACACAUGAUGAUAGCUGCAUUGAUAAAUAAUCUUGUUGCAAAGGGCACUUGUUUGAGCUAAUCGCUGUUGCAUAUUAGAACUUUACCCCUACCCAGCUCUUCUUGUCUGUGCCACUCCAUUUGACUGGAUUAUCAUAAACAACGAAACUGUUUUCAAUACCCUCCUCUCCUUCACUCAGUGUUGCUGCUACAGCUACUCUCCCUUUCUGCUGGAAUCCAAGCAGCUUCCUCUCCUCUCACACCCCUGCUCUCUAUUUCUCUCUCUCUCUCUCCAUCUCUCUCUCUCCAUCUCUCUUUCUCUCCCUCCUCCGUUCUCUGUCUCUCCCCACUCCUCCGCUCACUUGUGCUUGUUGCACAACUUGUGUUGUGUCGCAGUUUCCAUCCCCACCUGGUUCUGUUUCUCGUUUUGCUUAACUCACACUAAAGCACAACACCAUCAACAACGACCAUGGUGAUAGAUGAAGAAGAUGAGGAUGUAUUUUACUAUUACAAAAUUGUGGGAAAUUACUACUAUUGUAUGCUGGAGAACAAAACUGAAGUGACAAGCAAAGAUGUGGAGCGCGAUCGGAACCGAGAUCGAUACAGCGAUCGUCACCGCGAACGUGAAGCUCAAAAGAGUAGUGGUAAGCCACCACUAGCACACCGAAUUAAUCUUGCCCCUGGAGCUUUGGCAAUGCAGUCACCCCGACACAAUAACAGUGGAGUCCUGCCUGACCUGCUGCCACCGCACACACCUCCGCAAUCCCGCUCACCCCCAAUGCCUCAGAGACCACAAGACAAAAGCACUUCGGAAGAGUAUCGUCAGGCAGUGGGCAAGCAGGCUCCGAUGAACCACCAGAAAUCCUUCACAGCAUUUGGUUUUGGAGCUGGCUCCACUAUUGGCUCCAUGACACCAUCCCGCCGCGGCUCCCAGAUUAACGUUAAUGUAACCCCUUCACAGCCUAUUGAAGCUGUUAGUGAUACGCCCGAGAUCCGCAAGUACAAGAAACGGUUCAGUUCUGACAUUCUCUGUGCUGCCUUAUGGGGUGUUAACUUACUCAUAGGAACAGAGAAUGGAUUAACUUUACUUGAUCGAAGUGGUCAGGGCAAAGUAUAUACAUUAAUAUCCCGCCGUCGAUUCCAACAAAUGGAGGUAUUAGAAGGCCAGAACAUUUUAGUCACAAUCUCCGGAAAGAAAAACAAAAUCCGUGUAUAUUAUCUUUCAUGGUUGAAAAGUAAAAUUUUCAAAACCGAAGCUAUAAGCAGUGAGAAAAAAAAUGGCUGGCUGAACGUUGGGAAUCUAGAGGGCUGUGUCCAUUUUAAGAUUGUAAAAUAUGAACGGAUCAAAUUCCUUGUGAUAGCCCUUCAAGACUGCAUUGAGAUCUAUGCUUGGGCUCCUAAACCUUAUCAUAAAUUUAUGGCAUUCAAGUCCAUACCUGAGCUACAAAAUCGACCUCUGUUAGUGGACCUCACCAUUGAAGAGAAUCAAAGAUUGAAAGUAAUAUAUGCUUCCAGUAUAGGCUUUCACGCUAUUGACUUGGACACACAUACAGUGUUUGAUCUGUACAUUCCUUCACAUUAUCGGGGUACUCAUGACAAUGUGGCCACUCAGCAAAGUGGUAGCAUAACAUUCUACGUGAACCAGACCCAGGGCCCAAUAACUCCACAUACUAUGGUAAUUCUUCCUAACACAGAUGGCUUACAGCUGCUCCUCUGCUACGACAAUGAAGGAGUUUAUGUGAACACUAGUGGCAAGAUUACAAAAAAUGUUGUUCUACAAUGGGGUGAACUCCCUACAUCUGUUGCCUACAUCAGUACUGGUCAGAUCAUGGGUUGGGGAAAUAAAGCUAUUGAGAUCAGAGCAGCAGACACGGGUCACUUGAAUGGAGUUUUUAUGCACAAAAAAGCCCAAAAACUCAAAUUUUUGUGUGAACGCAAUGAUAAGGUUUUCUUCUCAUCCGUGCGGUCUGGCUCAUCUUGCCAAAUAUACUUCAUGACUUUAAACAGACCUGGUUUGACCAACUGGUGAACUGGACACAACUGAGACAGCAACUUUAAUACAUAAACACUCACACAUGCACACACACACACACAUACUCACACUUACACAACAUGGACACAUCCAUACAUGCACACGAAUAUAUAUAUGUAUGUAUGUAUAUAUAUAUAUAUGCAUACAUGAAAAUGUCUAUUUGUGUGCAUGUGUUUUAAUAUGUAUAUUUAUGUAUUUUACAUGUAUGUAUACAUUUUUAUGUAUAUACACAUAUAGCCACAUAUAUACUGGUGUAUGGAUAUAUAUAUGUAUGUAGCUAUGUAUAAGUGUGUGUGUGUGUGUCAAACUCAAACAUACACACACACACACACAAAUAUGGUAUGCCUACUUUAUCACAACGGCAAGAAUCUGCCUUUUUAAAGUCUUCUAGGCCCAUACCUAUUCUAACCCAAACUCCAGUUGCUGAUAACCUGUGUCUGAAAUCCAAAAACCAAUAACUUUUCAUUAGACAAGUCAAUGAUCUAUAAUUUCAUAAUAUAGUCAUCUUAUUUUCCUGAGGACAAUUUAAACUGCCAUCUUCCCUUUUCCCACCUGUCUUUUUUUUUUUUUUUUUUUU
Molecule: messenger RNA, 2607 nt
Organism: Octopus bimaculoides (California two-spot octopus)
Lineage: Eukaryota; Metazoa; Mollusca; Cephalopoda; Octopoda; Octopodidae
Product: serine/threonine-protein kinase mig-15-like
Biological process (GO): protein phosphorylation
Cellular component (GO): cytosol
Molecular function (GO): protein kinase activity; ATP binding
Source: RefSeq, a predicted model, not a curated record